UUUUUGCCGUAUUGAUUUGGAAUGCCAGGGCCAAGUGGGUUUGGAUCAGCUUCAACUGCUGAACAGGUUUCAGAUGGGAUUGAUGCAACCAACCUCACUGCCAUUGUUACUGGAGGGGCAAGUGGGAUUGGCUUGGAGACUGCAAGAGUUUUAGCUCUUAGGAAUGCCCAUGUCAUUAUCGCAGCGAGGAACAUGGAAGCUGCGAAUGAAGCCAAACAGUUCAUUCUCAAAGACAACGAAAAUGCUCGUGUGGACGUCCUAAAACUCGACCUCUGCUCAAUGAAGUCAAUUAGAGCCUUUGCUAACAACUUUAAUGCUCUUAAUCUUCCGCUCAACAUCCUAAUAAACAAUGCCGGCGUUAUGUUUUGCCCCUACCAGCUAUCCGAAGAUGGAAUAGAGAUGCAGUUUGCAACAAAUCAUCUUGGUCAUUUUCUUUUAACAAACUUGCUCCUUGACAAAAUGAAGGACACGGCAAGAGCUACAGGUAUCGAGGGUAGGAUUGUGAACCUGUCGUCAAUAGCCCACCUCCACACUUAUGAAAAAGGGAUUCAAUUUGAUAAGAUUAACGAUCAAGAUAGUUAUUCCGACAAAAAGGCAUAUGGACAAUCCAAAUUAGCCAACAUAUUGCACGCCAACGAGCUCUCUCGUCGCCUGCAGGAAGAAGGUGCAAAUAUUACAGUCAACUCAGUGCAUCCUGGGUUAAUAAUGACAAAUCUCAUGAGACAUUCUUUCUUUCUAAUGAGUCUUUUGAAGGUAUUCACUUAUCUCUUGUGGAAAAACGUCCCACAGGGGGCAGCCACAACGUGCUACGUCGCGCUCCACCCAAAGCUGAAAGGUGUGACUGGAAAGUAUUUCCUGGACUGCAACGAGUGGCCGGCAAGCAUGUUCGCCACAGAUGAGGCGUUAGCGAAGAAACUGUGGGAUUUCAGCAACAAGUUGGUUAAUUCAGCUCAAAACCUUUAAAAUCAUCUGCUUUCUCUGCUAUCCUAUGAAUCUCCUCCCUAUCCAUAGUAGGACUAGCUUGAUUUGGGUACUUGAGCUUCUGUUAGUUGAUAUUGUUUAUGUUAAAAGAUUUGCGUCAUGAUGACCUGUUUGUCAACAUGACUACUACUCCUUAAGAUGUAAUUUGUGUAAACUAUACUUGACAGUUAUGAAAAUUUAAGAAUAAAAAAAUGACGACCUCACCCUAUGCAAUGACCA
Camellia sinensis is the source of this 1200-nucleotide messenger RNA. Its product is annotated as short-chain dehydrogenase TIC 32 B, chloroplastic. The record is from RefSeq and is a predicted model, not a curated record. Lineage: Eukaryota; Viridiplantae; Streptophyta; Magnoliopsida; Ericales; Theaceae.